ACCAGCCCUCACAGCCUUUCUCCGAAGCUAUCGCCACUGUGACUGCAGGAAACAAAGAAUCAGAAGUAAAAUCUAUCUGCAAAGCUUCAUCGACGACGGACAGGAUAGAAGAGCGCAACGAGAUCGGAAAAGAAAGAGUGAUUCGGGAAUGGGAGUGGACUACUACAAGGUCUUGCAGGUCGAUAAGAAAGCCAAUGAUGACGACCUCAAGAAGGCCUACCGGAAGCUAGCCAUGAAGUGGCACCCCGAUAAGAACCCUCAAAACAAGAAGGAAGCUGAGGCCAAGUUUAAGCAGAUCUCCGAGGCCUACGAGGUCCUCAGUGAUUCCCAAAAGAGGGCGAUCUACGACCAGUACGGGGAGGAAGGAUUGAAAGGUGAAGUACCGCCGCCGGGGGCCGGCUGCCCUGGUGCUUCUUUUUUCGGCGGCAAAGAUGGGCCGGCUACGUUCCGGUUCAAUCCGAAGAAUGCUGAUGAUAUUUUUGCGGAAUUUUUCGGCUUCUCUAGCCCGUUUGGAGGAAUGAGCGGCGGUGGAGGGACCGCUGGGAUGAGGAGCGGGUCGAGAUUUCCCGUAGGGAAUGAUUUCUUUGGGUCGGAAUUUGGUAGGGAAGGGUCCAUGAAUGCACAGCGUCCGCAGAAGGCUGCGCCCAUCGAGAAUCGACUGCCGUGCAGUCUUGAGGAUUUGUACAAGGGAACCACGAAGAAGAUGAAGAUUUCGAGGGAGAUUGCAGAAAUGAGUGGGUACGAUAAAUUUCAUUUAUUUUGUUUUGCAGUUAUUGGCUAAAGCUUCUUAUUGGGG
Molecule: messenger RNA, 796 nt
Organism: Phalaenopsis equestris
Lineage: Eukaryota; Viridiplantae; Streptophyta; Magnoliopsida; Asparagales; Orchidaceae
Product: dnaJ homolog subfamily B member 3-like
Exons: 2
Coding region: 149-781 (210 amino acids)
Cellular component (GO): cytosol
Molecular function (GO): protein-folding chaperone binding
Source: RefSeq, a predicted model, not a curated record